This is a messenger RNA of Haliotis rufescens (red abalone), 3008 nucleotides long. RefSeq lists its product as uncharacterized. The record is from RefSeq and is a predicted model, not a curated record. Bases 263 to 664 code for a protein of 133 amino acids. Lineage: Eukaryota; Metazoa; Mollusca; Gastropoda; Lepetellida; Haliotidae. The transcript has 6 exons.
CAGGUAGCUCUGUGGAUAGUCCGUGAUGUGGUAGCACCAUACUCAUACACAUAUUCGCUGUAAUUCAUGAUACGUCACAUCUGAUGCAUCCUGGGGCAACAAUUUGUUCUGAUAAUAUAUUUCUAUCGUUACAGAUGACAGAGGUUCUGAGACACUUUACAUCGUGUGUGGGUCAGUAGGUGGCGUUACGUUGCUCACUGUCGUCAUAGUGGGCAUCGUGUGUCUCAGACAGAGAAGAAAAUCAGACCAUCAGCAAAAUGAUAUGAAAGGCGAGAGAAAUGCCACAGCCACUUUGGGUUGUCAAAAUACGUCAAGCCCCGACACAGUGGAUAAUGAGUUGUAUGAGGGGUCACCUGACAUCUCUUCUAUCAAAGAAUCUCAUGAACGGGAGGAAGAUUUUAUUAUGACAGAUGGAUACGCAAAUGUGGAUGUACCAGCAACGAACACACCACAGGAUCAGGUUGCGCCUGGUAACGUCAACCUUGAAAACCUAUACGCUAAACCUGACAAAACCAGAAUUACAAAGGUUCCACACGUUUCAGACAUAUACGCUGAAGUAAAGAAACCCAAGAAAAAGAAACAAGGCGGUCCAAUCGUGUCUGGAAAUGUCAACACAGGAGACGUGUAUGCGAAACCUAUCAAGGAGAGAAAGACACAAAUAUAGGUAUAUAAAAAAAAAACCUUAACAUUAUUAUAUGAAAUAUCUACCUUGGGUCCAUUGGGUGACUGUUCGAUGUCAAAGAUAUUAUGUGAAUACCUCCGUUAUCUAAUGGAUAGAGCGUACGUCAAGAGAACUUUCGGUUUGAACUCCGGUUUUGUCAUACCAAAAGACGUUAAACAGACGGCGAAAGACAUUGUACUUGUUGCGGCCUGGUCGGCACUCGGCAAAAAGGGGAUAAGACAAGAAGAGGUCACCUUGAAGUUAUCAUACACUCACUGAGAGGUUAUUCAUAUUCAUGUUAAAUAUGCGUCUGAAUCCGAGAUGGUUAUCAUUACAUUAGCCCGUACUAAUACACGCAUACAGGCACAUGCACAUCGCUAAAAAGUGGAAUAACCUUGAUCGCUACCUUAAACACAAUCAACUUGAAAUCAACGGCUUCUUGUGAACCCAACGUUCAAAAUCGCACCAUCUGUACGCUAUGAUAAAAAGGUAAGGGAUAGAAGCGACAUAACAUAUCAUCUGAUCUGUGUGGUAUUGGCAAUUGGAAAUGAUAUGAUCUUAUUUGCUUGGGAGUAGGCGAUCCGAUCUAAUAGGUUCUAAUGGUUGUUGGGAUGAGAUGGCGGCGCACUAGGUCGUAAAAGAGGUAAAGGGACUCAUUUUAAUUUUGCGGCCAACGUAACUAAUAUCGGAUGGAACCACCUCAAUGUGCACGAAUUCAUCGAAUGCUUCUGAUGAGGCGGACAGUGUUAGCUUGAAUCGUGUUGUUCCACUCAUCAGUGAGAUUGAUGGGUGGAAUAGACGUUGACACUAACGUCUGCCAAUUCAGUCCCAGACAUGUUCAUUGGGGGGAAGGUCAUGACUGAGUUCUGGCCAUGAUGUUUUGCUGUUGGGGGAAUUUGGCCAAAAUCCUGGCACAACGAGUAUGUGCAUUAUUAUCUUGAAAGAUGAAACAUUACCCAACUUGUUGUGCAAUGGUACGACGAGUAGUGCAAUGAUGUUGUCCCGAUGGGCCUGGCCUUGUGACUCUGCAAUGAACAAUAUAAAUGGACCCACCCCGAAAAAGGAUCAUUCUGUACGACGUCCAUACAACUCACAUUAGGACGUCUCGUAACUCGAUUCCAUUGGUCAUCGAAGUCGAGAGUUAACCUCUCUUCGUCAGACACCACUGACGCCUCUGGUUCAAAUGACGUGCAUUAAGUGUCGGGGUGAGUCUUGGAAGUCGUGCACGCAAAUGCUAUUUAUGCAGAAGACUUUGCACCUUUGGGGCAUGUAUUACACAGGUUGCCUGUUGCAAUCGGUCUCUUAUUUGAAUGGCAGUUUGAAAACGAUGUUUUACUGCAAUCGUUCUGAUUAACAGAUUUUUCCCUCAGGCGUCCAGAGCGGCGUCAGUCAUCAAUGUUGGUAUCGGGCCAUCAGAUUGAGAUACAUGCAGCGUUUGGGCAACAAUGUUUUGACAUGUGCCCACCUGCAAUAUACCUAUGGCAUGUAAACGUUCAGCACGUUGCAAACGUGACAUGUUGUUUUUUUCUUCAUGAUUAAAUGUACAAAUAAAAUGUCUUGAGCAUUUGGUCCAAAGAAAACCAUAUGCGUCUGCUCACAACGGAUUCAUAGUUACAAUAAUAAAUUUAGCAUACCACCCCUACAUGACUCUCACAAUGUUGUUUUGAGGAGCUUGAUUCUUGAAAUGUUUUGCCACAGAAAUAUCUUACUCACUGCCAGUCAUUGGCGUAUAGUUCUGUAGGUUCACCUAAAAAGAAAAUGUCCCCUACUCUUUUUGCAUAGUAUAUUUGAACGAAUCGCAAGCGUGUUAUGAUAUUUUAGCUGAAACAUAUUUUUGUAUGAGUUCACUAAAGCAUGAGUGUUUCUACAGCUAUGACAUGGUCGUCAGCUUGUGUCAUCAUUGUAGUGUCCCAAUAGCCGGUAAGAAUAGGUUAGUAAUUUAAAGGCUGUAUAAAUUUCAACAUGAAAAUAAAUAUGUGAAUUUUUUAGAGAGGGGGUUGCCACAAAACAUAUCCAAUAGACUCAAAACAUAAUAUGGUCAGUCUGACCUAAAUAUUCAUUGCCAAUGUAAAAGAAUAAGCAGUCAAGUUUAUCAUAUAUAAACAGAUUCCAUUUGACGCAAAUCGAAAAUAAAGUUGUAACACAUUUUUAAUUGAUUACGUCUCUAUACAUUGCGUGACGUCAUUCGGCAAUGGCCUUCUUAGAAAAUUACGAGCUAUUCGAAGUUUAAGUUUCGGAGAAAGUUUGACAUUGACAUUGCAUUUGACCGAUCGGUGGAUUGUCCACAGCAGAUCCGAUUGAUGCGGGUACCUGCAUGAACGUCUUUCGUCUGCCGACAAGCUGAAAA